AUGGCAGACAUGUAUCAUUCCCUGGUUGCAGAGAGACUGCCCGGGCAACCUUCAGUGCUUUGGAGGGCGCUCCAGGCAGGUGGCCAUCACAACCGCCGUGUGUCAGCUUUGCAGGCACAGCCAUUGCAGUCUACGAAGCAGCGCCAUCUUCACAUCCAAAGGCAGACCAACUUACAAGCUGGAGCGCAGUGUAGUAUGGCGUUGGCUGGGCUUUUGUUGGCUGCACAUCGGUGCCGUCAUCUCACAGGCAGACGGCGCAGCACCUCUCUGGGAGCCUCUCAGUCUGCAGAGCCUGCAUGCGCUUCAUGCACGCGGCUGGUAUUGGGAUUUGAUGGCGUCAUCUGUGCCGAUGCGGAGGAGGUGGCUGCAGCGGGGUGCCAGGCUGCCUUCGAUCUGUGGCCAGAUGUCAUGGAAAUCGCCGACGACAUCACACUAAACGAGGCUGGAGUACGCAAGAGCUGGGUGGAGUACGACUGGCAGCGGCUCUUAGAGCACAAGGCAUCUGCGGUGUUUACGGAUGCACCUCCCUGGUUGCUCUACAAAAUUCAAAAGCUCCGACCCGCAUGUCAAGCAGGGUGGGAGAUGGCGCUUUUUGCCCGUCUCUGCGUCGAGGAGGCGAUCGCCUGCAGAGCGAAUCGGGCCAAAGGGCGGGGUGGAGCACGGCCGCUGACCAUCGGAGAAAUCGAAUGCAACUGGUUGGAUGCGCGUCCUGGUGAAUUCGGCUUGCGGGAGCUCUUGUUGAUGAGGUGGGGGAAUCUUAGCAUUGCGCAGCUGCAGGAAGCAAUAGCAGAAGCAAGGCGUAAACACCGUUCAGAGGGUCUCCUCACGGAGACAAAGUUCUACAGCGACGUGUUGCGGGUCGUGUGGCUGGCAGUAGCUGAUGGCACGAUCGACGAGACCGUUCACAUCAUCACGAGUCGCGACCAGAUUUCUGCUACACACGCCUUGCAAAUGGCGAGCGCUGGCGCAGUGGACUCAGUAGACCUUCCAUUCGACCCGCCAGACUUCCAGGGGUCGUGGGCUGGCAAGGAAGGCUGGCAACUGCACUGUGGUCUUGGGACACUGGAACACAAGGUCCAAGCGAUAGAGUCUUUGUGCGACACGCUUGGGGCCACAUCUGGCGAGGGGCUUGUGAUUGUUGAUGACUCAGUGAUGUUUCUGAAAGCUUGCGCCUCGAAGCUGCAUCUUGCCGCUGCACGGCUUUACUUGGCUUCGUGGGGCUACGUGAGCCAUCGGCACUGGGCAGAUGGCCGCUCCGGGCUUCCAAGAGUGCGAGAGCUUUCGGGUGCCGAAGACCUUGCUGCGAUACUUGCGAGAUCUGAUGAGAGCUGA
Symbiodinium natans is the source of this 1332-nucleotide messenger RNA. The record is from the annotation of a GenBank genome assembly. NCBI's taxonomy places the organism in Eukaryota, Dinophyceae, Suessiales, Symbiodiniaceae.